This is a messenger RNA of Diaporthe amygdali, 2772 nucleotides long. RefSeq lists its product as uncharacterized. NCBI's taxonomy places the organism in Eukaryota, Fungi, Ascomycota, Sordariomycetes, Diaporthales, Diaporthaceae. The record is from RefSeq and is a predicted model, not a curated record. The transcript has a single exon. Bases 1 to 2772 code for a protein of 923 amino acids.
AUGGCAGCCGCUAAUUUUGCCCGGCCGCCUCAGGCGCCGGUCCAACACCAACCACGGGCCAGUGGCUCCUGGGAUGACCUGCUGCGCAACAAGGGCCAGGACAAGGCGCAGCAGGCGAGGGCGAGGGCGGCGCAAGGCGAUCGGGGAAGGCGGCCACAGAGCAGCGGCGGGGGCGCUGGCGCGAGUGGGAGGCCGAACAGCAUGGUGAACCCACCGAUGCGCCGCAUGGAGCUGCACCACGACAACCAGCGGUCGUCACAGGCCUUUGCCGCGCACGUCGCCGCGCUCAAUGGGAAGCCGUCGCCGCUGUCGCGAGAGGUGACACUCGGAUCGGACUUCGACUACGGCCCGGAAUACGGAAUGAUGCCCGAGAUCAACCACUACAGCCUCAACGACCGGCGCUAUCAACCCCAGCAGGCCCCGCAGCCGCAGCGACCUGGCAUGUACGCGCGGCCUCGACGUAUAUCCAGCGGCGGGCCCAUGGCGCCACGUCCGGGCAGCUUCCACUCGUUUGACGGCACAGUGGACAGCCAGGGCCGCGCAACGCGGGCUAGUAGCUGGGGCGGGAUGCCGGUGAUCGAGGAGGCGCACGCAUUCGAGACGUUCCCGCCAGCGCACCAGCCGUUUCGGAACUCGGCGCCGACGUGGCAGCCGCGGCGGCCUGAGCCCAUCAAGGCGGUGGCGCCCCGGAAACCGGGGCCGAACGAGCUGUUCAACAAGCUGCCGGUCGAGGUCCUGAGGCUGGUCCUCGAGCACGUGCGGAGGCUGCACUUCGACGACAAGAGCAGCAGCUGCGCGACAUGCUGGAUGCGCGACUGCUGCGCCGUGGCCCUGUGCAACCACAAGCUGCUUGCCGUGGCGAGGGAGGCACUCUACAGCGACAUCCAGCUAGUCGGCAAGGACGCCCAGCUUAGCAAGAAGUAUAAGGGGCUGCAUACUGCUAGGCUGGUUCUGCUUCGGCGUACGCUGCGGGCCAACAGGAGCCUCGGGGCGGUGGUGCGCUCGCUCAAGGUCCCUGCGCUGCCCGACAACGCGCCAAUCGAGGCGACGAAGUACCAUGACAUGGUGGCAUCGGUGGUGAUGGCGUGUCCCAACCUGGAGCGUCUGGACGGCUUCUACCCGAGCUACCGGCAUGGCAGCGAUAGUCACUUCCUGCACGCCAUGGAGACGCGGCGCAAGCUCAAGGAGAUGACGUGGGUCAUUGAGGCGGUGCCCGAGGCGUCGGUGGAACACGUCCGCUCAAGCAGCAGAAAGAGGGCGCAGUCGAUGUCUAGGAAGUCCAAGAGAGCGACCUUAGCCCCAGCGCCAGCGCCCGCGGACGACGGCAUCCCGGACCACUACCUGACGGCAGCACAUGCCAACCGCUUUGUGCUGCGGCACGAGAACUGGAAGGAGCUGACGCACCUGACGAUCCACUGUCUGCCGGGUUCUAACAUGUCGCCCCACGGCAUGAUCGGCGCCGCCCUGACCUUUCUCCCGGGCAUCGACUCGCUGUACCUGUCCCACCUGCCAGCCAGCUCCUUCAACGACGACUCCCUCCUGGGCCUGCCGCGAGCGCUAAAGAAACUUAGCCUCGCUCACUGUUCAGGUGUGACCACUGCCGGCCUAUCGACCUUCGCUACCCGUGCCGCAGCCAGCUCGCUCGAGACCCUAACGCUGAUCCACCAGAACAUCGACAGCGCGGACGCGCUGGUGCGCAUGUUCGCCAAGCUGAGCAACCUGACGACCUUUAACAUCGUGCAGGCGGCGGCCCCGGCCAUGGGCGACGAUCCGUUCCUGUUCAUGCCGUAUCUCGCCUCCCGGUCGCUGAAAAAGCUGCACUGGGACGUCUUCGAGAGCGACGCGGCGGCGACGAGGGCAGACGACAUCCUGGCGCGCAGCAUCGCGGCCGGCGGCUUCCCUUGCUUGCGGUCGAUUCGUGUGCCCAACGACCCGGAGGGGCGUUUUCAGGCGCUAUGCAAGCCGCAGGAACGGGCUGACCUCGCUGGUGACAGGUACCGCCGCGGGCUGGUGAGCCAGGCCACCAACGCGGCGGGCGCGAACGCCUCGUCCACUAACCUGGCCGCCCUCGCCGGCGGGCCCAAGCAGCCCUCGACCGACGACCAGGGCGGCGCGCGCUCGUCAUCCGACACCAAGGACAGCGGCAAGGAGAUGCUCCCCACCCGCGAGUACGGCAGCGACCUGCACGCGGCACGGCUGGCGGCGCAGGCGCGGCUGGAGGCGGCGCGACGCUUCCCGCGGUUCGAGGCCAACGUCCUAGACGAGGACGGCGAGGUGGUGUCGACCGAGGGGCUGGCGGGCUUCAUCGGCGACGCGGCCAGCCGGAUCUGCUAUACCCUGGUGCCGGACGCGGGCGGGUCGGACGCGAGAGGCGGGCUGGUCGUCAUGGAUGACCUGCUUGGUGACGGUGGCGAGGACCUGUCCCGUAAGGGGGAUAUCAGUAGUAAUGCUGGUGGCGGGUUUGGCACGGGAAUUGCGCCCUGCUGUGUUGUUCCUGGUGUGCCGGAGAGGGAGGCUGUGUUCACGAGGGGCAAGUUGGUGAAGAGGGAUACUGGGGGAAAGACUGGCAAGGAGAAGGAGAAGGACAAGGACAAAGACAAGGAUAAGGAGAGGGACAGGGACGGCGAGGACCCUGGCAAGGCGAGAGAGGGCUGCACGGGGCGGUGGAACUCAUAUAAUUCCGAAGGGCUCGUGGACAAGAAGAGCGCCUCUGGCGACCGGUGGUGGCAUGUUGAGCGUGGGAGGUGGAGAGGGCGAGUUGAGCUGUCUUAA